UAUUAAUUAUGUUUUUUUAAAUAGAAUUGUAGAUUUUUCAAUGAAUACUACACUUUUUUUAUUAUUUUUUUAAAAUUAAAUAUCAAUAUAAUUCGAAAAAUUAACUUAAAAAAUAAUUAAAUAUUUAAUUUUUUAAUUAAAAUGACGUACUUCCGCCUUCUUUCAAAAGAUGUAUUCCCUUGUGUGACAAAUUAAAAUAUAUAGUGUGCUGUAAUUAUAUUGUGAUCAUUUGUAGUAAUAAUUUAUAAACUAAGAAUCAUUUCAAUUAAAUAGCUUCCAAAAAUAUGUAGUAUAAUAUGCUUAUAAUAUGCAUAUAAUACGCUUAAUUUUUUCUUCUUUCUAGAACGAAAAAUAUUUAUAAUUGAUAAGAAAUUUUAAUUUUACUUUUUGAAUAUCUAUGAAUAUCAUGUAUAUUGAUUUGUCUACUUUUGUUAACAAUUAUUAUUUCACUAUGAAAUUUUAUUUCACUAUAUUAAAAUGAAUAAUGAAAUCUUUAAAAUUGUAUAAUAUAGUAAUGAAAAAAUAUUGCUAAUGACAACUAACAAGUUUCAGAGUGAGAAAUAUCUUAUAUUCCCUUCAUAAUAAGUUUUUUUUAUUUUUUCUGAUAAAAUAGUAAUAAAUAUAAAGAUAAUUGAUUAUUUUGAUGUGGAUUGUUUUUAUUAGAAUGAUUCAUUACGAAUGUAGACAAGGUUUAUAUCCAUCUAGCAAUAUAAAACGUUUCGAAGUACCAGAAAAUAAAGUAGCAUGGAAUGUCGAAUUCCCAGAAUACAAACCAAUUGAAUAUACUGCUGCACUUGUUAAAGGAAAACCUUGGGCAGAUCCAGAAAUUGGAGAAAUUUCAUUUAAACCCAAGUGGAAUUCUAUUGAUGGAAAAGUGAAUCGUAAAAGUUAUACAAAUGAUUAUAAUAUAAAUAAAAAUGGUUAUCCUUUAAAUCCUAUUGGUCGUACUGGUAUUUUUGGACGUGGUCUUUUAGGACGAUGGGGACCAAAUCAUGCAGCAGAUCCAAUUGUAACACGUUGGAAAUCGAAUGUUUCAGGAAGUACAGAAAUAAACAAAGAUACAAAAAAACCAAUUUUGCAGUUAGUUGCCAUACAAAGACAUGAUUCUGGAAAAUGGGCUAUUCCUGGUGGAAUGAUUGAUCCAGGUGAGACAGUUUCAACAACUUUAAAAAGAGAAUUCAUGGAAGAAGCUAUGAGUUUCUUAGAAAAAAGUCAAGCAGAAAAAGAAGAAUUAGAAAAAUGUAUCAGAAAAUUAUUUGAAAGAGGAGAAGAAAUUUAUAAAGGAUAUGUAGAUGAUCCUAGAAAUACAGAUAAUGCUUGGAUAGAAACUGUAGCUGUAAAUUUUCAUGAUAAUGAUAAUAGUCUUUCCAAAAACAUAACAUUAAAAGCUGGUGAUGAUGCACGCAAUGUAAAAUGGGUAGACAUUGAUAAAAAUUUAAAAUUAUAUGCUAGUCAUAGUGAAUUUAUUAAAAAAACAGUGUCAAAACAUAAUGCACACUGGUAAAAAUUUUGAAAUUUUAAAUAAAAAUGAUUACUUAAUAAAA
Molecule: messenger RNA, 1544 nt
Organism: Apis cerana (Asiatic honeybee)
Lineage: Eukaryota; Metazoa; Arthropoda; Insecta; Hymenoptera; Apidae
Product: ADP-ribose pyrophosphatase, mitochondrial
Molecular function (GO): ADP-ribose diphosphatase activity
Source: RefSeq, a predicted model, not a curated record